Molecule: messenger RNA, 1749 nt
Organism: Gorilla gorilla gorilla (western lowland gorilla)
Lineage: Eukaryota; Metazoa; Chordata; Mammalia; Primates; Hominidae
Product: endogenous retrovirus group K member 19 Env polyprotein-like
Exons: 4
Coding region: 288-809 (173 amino acids)
Source: RefSeq, a predicted model, not a curated record
AGAAUUACCGCUUUUGGCCUAGGGGUUUGUAGGCGGUGCGUCCUUCCUGCGCUGGGAUCCGACCGUUCAAGGACAUUCACAUUUAAUCUGGAAACAGGAGACAUCAAUCAACAUAUGUAAGAUGAACACUGGUUUGAUCCGGGACAACCUGAAGCAAAAGCGGGUCAACUCGAAGCCAGGAGGGGGCUUCCAGGUCACAGAAAUGGGGUCUCCCUCGGUUGCCCAGGCUGGUCUCUGGUGCCCAACGCCGGGCUCCCCAUAAUCUCUACAAAUAGUCCAGUGAAAGAAUGCCAGAGAGUGGAAAGUGGAGGAUGACUGACAAAGGACGGCCGAGUACGUUUUCACUUCAAGCUCUACAGGACAGAAUCAGCUUCCUGUCUGGGUACCCACAAGACAUCUUAAGCUGUGCCAUGAGACAGAGUCCAAGGAAGAGGAAAAGACCUCAGAAUGUCUCUGCACCCCCAGUUCGUCAGACGGCUCAGAUGAACAUCUCUGUUGAGCAGAUGGAAACCAGUAAAACUCCCCAAGCAACUACACCGACCAGGGGGCAGAUGAAGAGACUGGCUCACAUUGCAGAAGAGAACCUGAGGUCUCAGUACAAGCCGCUGACCACCAGUAAUCUAAUGGUAGCUAUGAUGGCGGUAAUCUCCUUGGUGGUGAGUCUUCCUGUAGCAGAGGCAGAUCAAAAUUACACCUAUUCGGCCUGCAUUCCAUUCCCACCACUGAUUAGGCCCGUGACAUGGUUAGAUGCCCCCGUGGAGGUUUAUGUUAAUGACAGUGUCUGGAUGCCCGGACCAACAGAUAACUGAGGUCCUGCUCAUCCAGAGGAGGAAGGAAUGUUAAUGAAUGUUUCUAUUGGUUAUCGCUUUCCUGCCGUCUGCCUGGGGCCAGCAGCAGGAUUUUUAAAUUAUGAAACACAAAGUUGGAUGGUUUAUGUUCCUGCACAUAAUGGAUCAAAAGCCUUUAUUCAUGCAAUCAGUGAAAGAACAUUUCAAUCUUUGGACACUAUUAAAUACCUUGAGCAUGGCUAUGUUGUGACACAUCGCCAGAUUAAUAAAUUUAAACCUAAUAAGAACCUCCUGUUAUUAAAUGGUCAGAAAAGCUAGAGGUGCUAACGUGGGAAGAUUAUAUUGCAAACAGCGCUGCUGUACUACAAAAUAAUUCCUAUGGAAUCAUCAUUGAUUGGGCCCCUAGGGGACAAUUUGCAGUAAAUUGUACUGGACAGAGUGAAGAUUGCAGAGAGACUAUUUUGCAAACGACUACCCAGAUAAUGCACCAAAAUUACAUAGAAGAAUUGAAACAAAUUACCAUAUUAAGUGGGAGGAGAACGGUAUGGCUCCUCCAAGCCCAAAAAUUAUUGAUCCAAUUAUAAGCCCAGAACAUCCAGAAUUGUGGAAAUUAAUGAUGGCUCAAAGCCCAAUUCGGAUUUGGAAAGCAGAAUGUAAAACAGAGACCCAUAGUAAAAAACUUCGAUUUGUUGUAGCCGUGACCUCUAAUCAGAUGGUCCCAUUGCAGAGUUGUGUUAAACCUCCUUAUAUGUUGGCAGUGGGAAAAAUUAAUAUCUUACCUGACUCUCAAACCAUAUCAUGCCUCAACUGUCAUCUUUUUACCUGCAUUAUUUCUGCCUUUAAUAAAGAUAAUAGCAUUUUACUGGUUAGGGCCCAAGAAGGAGUUUGGAUACCUGUUUUCCUCAAUAGACCUUGGGAGGCCUGUCCCUCCAUACAUAUUAUCACUGAAGUACUAGAAGGA